AUGAAGCUUAAACUGGAAUUAACAUGUUUACGAUCAGUCGAAUUCCUAACAAGUCCUUGCUUUAACGUCACAGGGGACAACAAUCGGAUUCCCGUGAUCAGCUCUUUCAAGAUCAGGGACCAACAGAGAUCCGCCGUUUCCACCAGCUGGUUGCUUCCUUACAAUUACACCUGGUCCCCGGGGAAGAUCUUCGUCAGCACGCCUUCCGCAAACUACACGAUUCGGGAUUUCCAGAAGUUCUACGCGGACAUCGGUUUCGAAGACGGUUGGCUGAUGAGAAAAGCGACGGAAGCUUUGAUUUACAGCAUGGCGCCCCCCGGCGUGCGCACGCACUGCCUGUACGGCACUGGGGUCAAUACUCCAGACUCGUUUGUCUACGACAGCUUCCCAGAUAAAGAGCCGAAAAUCUUUUACGGGAACGGAGACGGGACAGUAAACUUAGAAAGUGCCUUACAGUGCCAGAAGUGGGUAGGUCAGCAGGAACAAAAAGUGAUGCUUUAUGAGCUUCCAGGAAACGAACAUAUUGAGAUGCUCUAUAAUAACUUAACCAUAUCCUACGUUAAAAAGGUUCUUUUCAGCUCAUGACACAGGAAGAGUUUCACUUUUUCCUCCCAAGAGGUUUAAAUGCUCUCUCUUUUUUUCUUUUUCCCAACGGGGAAGCACAAAAGAAUGUUUUGGACCUCUAUUUUUAAAGCUGCUGCUGUUUCUUUUCUUUUUUUCCCCCGGCUUAUCGAAUCUUGUUGGAAAUCAGUUACUUGUUUCCUAGAGUAACACUGGUAACAGAUUUGACAAAAUACACAAGGUGCCCCCUCUCCGUGCCCAUCCGUAUGAAGGUGGAGUGCCGCUUCUCUUGAGACGCAGAGAACGUCCCUCUUUCUAUAUUUAUUGAGCUAGGACAUCAAGGACCUUAGGAUGUCCUCGCCGAAAGGUCACCAAUGUUGGGUUGUUGUUGCCAAUACGAACCUGGGAAUUGUGAAGCCCCUGCAAAGGGUGUUUGACGAGACAGGCAGUGGUUUAACCUUAGAUUGGCCUCACCCAACUGUUCUUGAAGACAAUGCAGGAGCUUAACUAAAAUGAGGUGAGCGUAUUCAUUUGAUUCCUACUUGACUAGAUCAGGGGUCUGCAAACUUGGCUCUUUGAAGACUUGUGGACUUCAACUCCCAGAGUUCCUCAUCCAGCUUUGCUGGCUGAGGGACUCUGGGAGUUGAAGUCCACAAGUCUUCAAAGAGCCAAGUUUGCAGACCCCUGGACUAGAUGAAGGCCAAAGGAGCUCGCUAUCAGUGAUUUUCACGUUAUAUUUUAAGCUGGUGAUCCAGAUCAAUUACGAUAGCUGUGAUUUCAAUACUUGACCGUGUCAAUAUGGCCCAAGGGCCAGUGUUCAGAUAGGAACUAUUUUAGCCUGAUGCCUUUCACUUUGAGAUCCGGAGUGAUUCUCUAACAACCUGUUUUGUUGUUUUUGAAGUGAGAUACUAAUCCCACUAUUUUUGCUGUUGCACAUAUUGCCAUUGGGGUGUUGCUUAAGUCAGUUUCAAUAGCAUCUCUCCUCAAAUCCAGAUGUACACUCGAUACAGUAUGGACAUCUAUUUUUUCCCCCCGGUGUUUCUCCUGGUGGUGUCCAUUCUAAAGCCUAUUCCUUUGGUCGUAUCAUCUUGCGUAAAAGCUCAAAAUAAAAAUAAAAAAAUAGAAAGGCAUCACUCAGAUCUGCAGCAAGCGCUUGUGAGAAGUCCUUUGAAGAAACGACACCUAAAAUUAUCUGGAGCUGGAGAAGACUAAUGUUUCAAAGGUAUUUGGUAUUUGUAGCUACCCAAUAAGAGCCUGGAGUCAUCUGAUCGAUAGCAAAUAAUCUGAGUCUGUUUACAACAUGGGUGUAAGCAGUCCAACCUGUGGACUUCAACCAUGCUGGUUGGGUAAUUCUGGGAGUUGGAAGUCUACAAGCUGCCAAAGUUGGAGACCCCUGCUUUAGAGGAAUGCAGCCCAGUGCUGUUUUCUGCUUGCGUUGUCCUAUUCUACCCAGAGUUCCCGUCCGUUGAAUGUAGUUGCGAACAUUUGAAUGAUAAAUUGGACCUUUUCCAAUCAGUGGUUUCGUAGAAUGCUUUGAACGCAAAGCCUUCAGAUCUGUGCCAAACUUCCCAGCUGGAGUAUCGGAACCAAUCUGUAAGUUUCAAGGUCGUGAUUUCAAACCAGGCCUUCUCUGACCGGAAUGUGGAGCACCACUUGAAGACUCCUUGAACAAAUGGUAUUAUUGUUCCUGAUUCUAAGACUUUGGCCUGUGGGGCCUGAGGAAAAAAAACACCCAUGGAAUCUGCAGAAAACAUCUGUUCCGUCACUAACACAUAUAUGUUUAUGCCUUUUCAUCAUCUUCCAUUUUUUCCCCCCCUAGAUUGUAAAAUUUUGGGAAGUUCAAUUCAUUAUGUUUUAGGAUGGACUCGCAAGCCAAUUGCCUGCAAAAGGAUCAGAGUAUAACUCAUCCUAUUAUUCAAGUCGAGAAAAGCUUUUUCAAAUGGGUGUUGGCUUCUUUGUUCAAUCAUGCCCGUACUUUGUUGAAAGGUUGCUGACCAUCACGGCGAACCAGUUUACAACUUCUCAAACUUUUCCCCACUUUCUUCUGUGAGGAGAACUCUGCCUCUCGACAUUGUCAGGAAAUUUCUCUCUUUAAUAUAGUUAUAACUGCUAGUUCUUCGGGAUCACGGUGGCCCUGCAGCCUGAAAAGCCACCCUCCCGUGGCCCUGAUUAGAGGGUGAAAUGUUUCAUAGGAAUCGUUGCAUCGUGUCUAGCCUACAUUCAAAGCCUCAAGGUACCAUUAAGCGGCAGGUGAAGCACUGGGGCCAAAAUGCACUUUUCUAAGCUCCUUUUAAGGGCAGAUCCUUCAUUUGGCCUCAAUAGCAAAUUCUCCUGAGCUUGUUGGUGCCGAGAAUGGGAUAUGAAACUCCAUGCUUGGCAGAAUGAUGUGAAAUUCCUUCAGUGUUUGACUCUCUGGCACUGUUUACAAGAUGCCUGGUGCAGGAAGCGGGCAUCUAAGCGGCUCCCCCUCCCCAAAUGUGCAGAUGCCCACCGCUAAUCUCAGUUGAUAUUUAAAUCCUAAUAUUAAUCCACUGAUUGCACACAUGCCCAUAGAGGAAUUGGUUGCUCGGUAGACCAAGCGACGCUUCUGUGUGUGCCUCAGUCCAAUUUAAUAGUGCUGUCAGAAUUUUCCCCUCUGAUCCUUGAUCUAAAUAGGCUAGAGCUGUUUAGCCUUGGCCACUUUAAGACCUGUGGACUUCAACUCCCAGAAUUUCCCAGCAUGCUGGCUGUGGAAUUCUGGAAGUUGAAAGUCCACAGGUCUUAAAAGUGGCCAAAGUUGGCCACUUUGAUUUAGGCCGCCUUCUACCCUGCCAGGUAAGUGACAGUUUGCAUAUCAAUAUUUGUAUCCACUGCUAGCUGUCAAAUAUGAUUAGGUAAAACUUCCUUAGCUAUCUUGUUGGUGCUUCUGUAAAUGUUGGUUGUUGGUGGGUUGUUUUUUUUUUUUGGUUCUUUCAAGAAAUCUUACUCUUGCCAGUGUGCUUUUUCAGUGCCAUCCUCUGAAAAUUCAUCUUUGAGCCAUUUGUGUGAUCAAUCUUACUCUGGCAACCCACAGGAUCAAUUAAAAAUUGUUCUUACCACUUAAUAUUGAGAAUUAUGUAGGCUUGUAACCUCUAAGUAGAUUCCAACUUGCCCAGUGUCUUAAUUUAUCCAUGAGUCACGGCCACAAACAAACCUCAAGUAGCGGAUUAGUUUUGCAAAACUUAGUUUUCCGAACCAGGUGUCAACAGCCACAAUGGCUUUUUAAUAGCUUAUGGAAUUAAGUACUCAGAGUCAUGUUUUCACUGGCUAAAGAUGAUUUUGGUUGGAGGCCCCGCCCUAGGAUGUAUUUCGUGGUUUUAUUGGUUACCAAGAGCAUCUGAGGGUUGGGUUCCCUCGCCAAGCUCAAGGUGUGUCUUGCAAAUCACAAGUGCUUAUAAACAGUUUUUAAUCCACACAGAUAUUUGGCUUUUUGAAAACCCAAAUACUUUCUGAGGACCAAAUAUAGUACUGAGAUUAUAUAUAUAAUCCAGCAUCUGUAUGUGUGUGUGAAUGAACAUGUAUGUGUGUGUAUAGAUAUAUAUGUAUAUAUCAGUGGCGGGAUUCAACUAGUGUAACAACUGAUUCGCUGAGCAUGCGUGCCAAAUAUGCACUCUACACACGCACAGUAUUUCUGAAAACGGCUCUAACACCUUCUACAGCCCCAGUGAGUAAAGCAGCUAAAGUUUGCUCCAACAAUCGCUCUGCCGCGCCCAUCAGCUGAGCUUCAAAUAAAGGAAAUAUAGUUCAGUAUAGCGGGUGGGCACAGAUGAUUGUUGGAGCCAACCGGUUCGUUCUCAGCUGAUCAUCGGAGCUAACGGUUCAAACCAGCUGAAUCCCACCCCUGGUGUGUGUGUGUGUGUGUGUAUAUUUGUUUGUACAUAUGUAUAUGUAGGUCUUUGGUUAUUCGGGUUUUCUCCCGCGUAAAAUUGGAAGUGUCUACAAACACCCGCGAAAACCUCAGAAAACAAAUAUGUAUAUAUGUGUCCAUAUACACACAUGUAUGUAUGUAGAUGUAUGAAUGUAUAACUCUGCAGAUGCUAAAUGGGAGUUGAUCCCUCACUUAAGGUGUUACUGCUGCAGCAAAGUUCAAAGUUCACUCCGUGUAAGAAGCAAUAAGUGCAAAUUGAGAGAGUUCUUGCUAUUAAGCUUGUUUGUGUUGGGUGUGUUGAGACACUCGAAAGUUUCAGAGGCAGAAUAACCACGUUGCUCUUCGGUUUAACAGUAUUUUGUACAGAACGCUGUCUGCCAAGACUCCUUGUUUUUAUAAAUCAUUUCUUUGUGUGUAUGAACAAGUAGAUUUUUUUUCACAUUGAUCAUAUUUUAAUAACUUAAUAAAAGUCGUUGAAGUCCAAU
Ahaetulla prasina is the source of this 4932-nucleotide messenger RNA. Its product is annotated as phospholipase A2 group XV-like. The record is from RefSeq and is a predicted model, not a curated record. Gene Ontology annotation, biological process: phosphatidylcholine metabolic process; ceramide metabolic process. Bases 1 to 585 code for a protein of 194 amino acids. The transcript has 3 exons. Gene Ontology annotation, cellular component: lysosome. NCBI's taxonomy places the organism in Eukaryota, Metazoa, Chordata, Lepidosauria, Squamata, Colubridae.